Messenger RNA from Pangasianodon hypophthalmus (striped catfish), 764 nucleotides. RefSeq names its product transmembrane protein 14Cb (gene tmem14cb). The coding region runs from base 174 to 497 and encodes 107 amino acids. Lineage: Eukaryota; Metazoa; Chordata; Actinopteri; Siluriformes; Pangasiidae. The transcript has 4 exons. Gene Ontology annotation, biological process: regulation of heme biosynthetic process. The record is from RefSeq and is a predicted model, not a curated record. Gene Ontology annotation, cellular component: mitochondrial membrane.
GGAGUACUGCCUGAGUACUAGUUCAUCCGGGUACUUUUGCUGUUUACCUACUGAGGUAUACAUAGCUUGCUGUAUUUAAGUUGGAAUUUAAUGCCGGUAGCAUAUUAUAUAGUGCGAUUUCUAGCUUAAACACUGCUGUUUAGUUUGUUUUAAUUCAGAUUUGUACAUUAGGCAUGGCUGUAGAUUGGCUCGGAUAUGUUUUCGCUGCACUGACAGCAACAGGAGGCAUCAUUGGUUACAUAAAAGCAGGCAGUAUCAUGUCAUUGGUAGGUGGACUAGUCUUUGGGUUUUUGGCAGCACUCGGCUCUCUCCAGGUGUCUCAGAAUCCAAAAAACAUCUGGCUUUCAUUUGGGACGUACGGAACGCUGGCAGUUCUGAUGGGAGUGAGAUUUCUGAGCUCGUGGAAAAUAAUGCCGGCUGGGUUGAUAACAGGAGCAAGUUUAUUCAUGGUUUUGAGAUUAGGACUGGGGUUCCUAUGGCCACGCAAGAUGAGUUGAAAAAAGUAAGAAGAAAAAAAAACCAACAUGGACCAAUGAUCUGCUUGUUUUUCUCUUGACCAUGUUUGUUGGCAAGGGCUGAGCAAUAUAAUGAUAUAAUAUACAUAUCGUGAUGAAUUAUGCCAUUAUUUAUGCCAAGAUAUUCUGGUAUGAUUUUUAAAAAUAAUUAUAAACUCAUUAGACGCAGCUGAAUUUAUGUUAAAAUUUGAACCUUUCCAUUUUUUUCCCCUUUAUUCCUUUAUACAUGUAUUUUUUUUUCAUUGUUCA